This is a messenger RNA of Girardinichthys multiradiatus, 3320 nucleotides long. RefSeq names its product BICD family like cargo adaptor 2 (gene bicdl2). Bases 485 to 1801 code for a protein of 438 amino acids. The transcript is spliced from 10 exons. Gene Ontology annotation, biological process: Golgi to secretory granule transport; vesicle transport along microtubule. NCBI's taxonomy places the organism in Eukaryota, Metazoa, Chordata, Actinopteri, Cyprinodontiformes, Goodeidae. The record is from RefSeq and is a predicted model, not a curated record.
UUCAGGCAGCAACUUCCUCAAAGUUAAUCUGCCUUUUAACAUCCCUGCUCAACCACUAGAUGUCCAAGUAGUAUCUGCUUCAUCGGACUCUCUGCAUGUUUCCUUUACACCUUUGUAACUCUGGAGGAGGUGUGGCCCUCAGCUUGUUUUUACAUACUGUAUGUUUCCACUGCCAAGGAAACCAGCUAAGCCUCUCCUGCGCAAAUACUCCCAGACACACAGACAAAACAUGCACACACACAGAAACACAAAACACCAAACAGGAAGACUGUUCUUGUCGACCAGAGUUGACUGGGAACCGUCAGAUUUCUCAGAAGCUUUUGAUGAUUGCAGCAUCAAGGCCUUUGAGGACUGCAGUGGGAAACUCAAUGAAAGCAUAAGGCAUGGGUGUUCCUCAUGCACCUGUUUGACUCUGGAGAAAUCAUCCAACAGCCAAGGAAGUGAUGGUUUCACACUAAUGCCUACAAGCUAACAAGUUUCAGUCAUGUUCACUCCCAGGAAAGAUAGCCUUCCCUCGCCUAGUCUGGAGGACUCCUUCUUUCCUCUCUCCUCUUCCUCCUCGGUAUCUCUGUCCUUUGCUCUACAGUCAACCUCGUCCCCCGCCAGCGGUGAGGGUGGCGGGGGAGCAAUAGAGACAGACCUGAUACUGGCUGCAGAGCUGGGACAGGCUUUGCUGGAGAAGAAUGAGGAGCUGGCAGAAACUCUACAGCAGAGAGAGAGAGAGGCAGAGGCUUUACAGCAGGAGAAGCAUGUCCUGCAGAGGAAGCUGGAGAUUAAUGAACUGGAGUCUGGGCAGAAGGAGUCAGAGCUCACUGCAGAUUUAGCUUCUCUGCGGGCUGAGUUGGAGAAAUACCACAGCGAGGGGCGGGACCGGCGAAAAGAUGAAAGCGAGCAGAUGGCUCAGUUGGCCAAUCACAACCAGAGGCUGGUGGAGCAGCUCGCUGAGGCAGUAACACUGGAGCACUCCCUGAGGACUGAGCUCCGCGCCCUCAGCGAAGAGAUGGAGGAGUCAUCUUUUAACCGAAAUAUCAGCCACACACAAUUAGAAAAUAUGCAAGCUGAGAACAGAGUUUUGCAGGAGCGGCUGUCACACAUGGAGAGACAGCUAAAAGCUUCAGAGGAGGACAGCCAGAGACUCCGUGUGGAGAGAGACGGACUGAGGGACAAACUGUCAGAGCUCCACGUUAAACUGACCGAGAAGGAAACUGAGAUAGAGCAGGAGCAGGGGGUUGUGUUUGAGUUACGCACCUUGAAUCGCUCUUUACAACAAAAAGCUCUGAAACUAGGAGAGGACAGCCUCCUGGACACUACGCACACUCGACCUUUGUCUCUACUCAGUGAAAUUCAGCAAUCACAGGCCACAAAGGCUCUCCUGGCUCACUCCUCAGCACUGCAGGCCAAAGAUGAAGAAAUACAAGCAUUAAAGGAGGAGCGUCAGUCUCAGCAAAAAGAGCUCGAGUCUCUGAGGGACGAAGUAAGGGGCUUCAGAGGCAGCCCAGAGAAGCCGAGCUACAGCUCUCUGGAGAGUGAACUGGCCAAAGUUCGUCAGGAGAAAGAAUCACUGACUCAGCAGCUUCUCAACACCAUCAAACACAAAGCGGUGCUGUCCCAAGAGCUGGAUGCCUGGCAGGAGGAUAUGCGCUUUGUCAUCAAUCAACAGGUGCUGCAAAGGGAAGGGGAGAAGAAGAAGAAAGACCAGAGAGAGAAUGAGGAGAUGGGUGGACUCCAAAGAAGCAAGUCUUUGAGAGUAAGGGGUGAAGGAAGAAAGGGAUUCUUUUCUUCUUUAUUCAAGGACAAAUAAGAAACAGCCUCCAGAUUUUGCUACUCUGUCAUUUGGCACCAGAAAAUGGACGAUAUGAUCUGAAUCAACAUUAAAUGUUUACAAAAGUACAUGUACCUUUCUGUAUGUGUGUAUAUAUGUACAGUAUAUUCAGAAUUUUAGACUUAAUAUGAAAAUAUUAAAUUCUUAAGUGAUUUUUUUACCAUCUGGAAACAGUUUUUUCUUUUUUCUUUAGAAAGGGAAACAGAUUGUUUCCUUCAGUUUUCUAUUUAAAGUUGCCUACUUCAUGCAGAAAGUAGUCAUGGUCAGAACACAGGGUCAGGAGAAGAUCUUUUUUUCUGUUGUGAAUCAUGCAAAGCAGUAUGUCAGAAAAAGAGCUAAAAAUAACCAUAAGUCCUCUUUAAAGAAAUAGUGCUGUCCAUAGAUGUGGGGAGGGAAUUUUUUUAAUCUGUUUCUAGACCUUCUGACCAGUUGUUUUUAUUUAUUAUUUUAGAUUAGUUUUAGUCACUAUCCAAUAGACUAAAAAAGAAAAUUUAGUUUAGAAAUGUCAAGUAUAGUAGUUUUAUCCUUUCCCCAUAAGUGAACGACUUGCAGAAUAAAUGUUGCUGUUCUUACAGCUUAAGCCAAAUAGCUCAGUAAGUUUGGAAUGAGAGUGUCUGUGUAUAUUUUUCUGAAUUGUAAAGAGUUGCCAAAGAUCCUCGACUUGGUUUAGGUCUGAUCUUUGACUGGGCCAUUUUAGUAGUUAUGUUUUGAUCUAAUCCAUUUCAUUGUAGCUCUGGCUGUAAGUUCAGCGUUGGUUGUUGUCCUGCCUGAAGGUGAAUCCCUGCCUCAGUCUCGAGUCUUUUGCAGCUAACAGAUAUUCUUCCAGGACUCCCUUAAAUUAACCUCAAUUUUUCCUGUCCCUGCUUUAAAAGAAAUCCCCACAGCAUGAUUUAUUUUUGGGGAUAGUGGGUUCUGGCUUAGUUUUCCACCAUACACGUUUUAAAAUGUUUGCUGUGCCCACUAUAUGGUUUGCUUCGUUAUAGCUUUUUUCCAACCUUCUUCUUGCCUCUCUUCUAUAAAGCCCAGAUUGUGGACUACAUUAUGAAUAAUUGUCCUGCUGAUAGAUUCUCCCUGAGCUGUGGUUCUUCUAUGAGUUACAUUUUGCAUGGCAACUCCUCCAGAGUUACCCAGGGCCUCUUGACCUGUCUGCUCUGUUCUUUGGUCUUCAUUAUGCUGUUUGAUCAAUAAUAUUUUCUAAUCUCUAAGGCCUUCAUUCAGAAGGCGUUAAGUUGCAUUAAUUUUAUCAAUAGGUGUCAGAAGAGGGCUUGUUGAAUUCACUUGCACUUUUCAAAGUUUUAGUUGUGAAAAAUAUUAAAAAUCAUGGUUUUCCUUCCACCUACACUACUAUGCACUAUUUUAUGUUGGUUUAUCACAUAAAAUAUGAUAUAUUAAAGUUUGUGGCAAUAAAUGUUUGAGGGACCGUUUCAGCUGAUUUUUUAAAGGCAAACAGGGGUCUUGACAUAAAUAACAUCUUAAUAAAUUGUAUCAGAAAAAAGGA